Molecule: messenger RNA, 1560 nt
Organism: Trichoplax adhaerens
Lineage: Eukaryota; Metazoa; Placozoa; Uniplacotomia; Trichoplacea; Trichoplacidae
Exons: 2
Coding region: 1-1560 (519 amino acids)
Biological process (GO): microtubule anchoring
Cellular component (GO): cytoskeleton
Molecular function (GO): microtubule binding
Source: RefSeq, a predicted model, not a curated record
AUGUAUUUGCCAAAUAUGCACCUGUGGGAUCUAGUUAAGAGUAGGACAUUCCAGUUUUCUUUCUUUGAAAUUUUAUUUAAAUUUGUAUUAAUAGUGAAUACCUGUAUCAUCUAUAAAACUAUCAGGCGCCAUCGAUGCCCUCAUAAACCAAUAACUGCCAAGAAAACACCGUUAAAAGAUUGUUUAAUAACAGAAUAUCAAACGUCGUACAAACAAAACGAAGGAUUUCAACCACCUCAACCAGUUAAACCGAUGGAAAUGUCUCGACCUCAGACAUCGCCUAUGGACUUAACCACCACUAACAGAGUUGAUUAUAAAGUAUAUAAUGUUCAAUUGCCUCCCAAAAAAAAUCAAGUAACAUUUGAAACUCCGCAAGGACCACUAUAUUUAGAAUCAACUUAUAGAAAUGUUUAUACAGCAAAAUCUAUAACAAAAGAAAAGAGCUAUAAAACUCGAUCGGAGUAUAUUGUCCCGGCAGCCAAAUUUAAUGGUAGUACUGUUAAUCGAGAUAGCUUCAAAACGUGGAGUGUUGCUCCUAGGAAAGCUAUUAAACCAGAUUAUGAUAAAACAUGUGCCUUAAUAGUAUUCGACAAUGAUGAUGGCAGAUCAGAUGGUAAAUCUACCGCACAAGUUGAUUUUCCAAAGUAUGCCGUCGCAAGACCUGUUAUUGUUAAACCUGUAAUAUCAAGCUAUCAGUCAGGGGGUGAGUUCGAUUCAAAUACGAUACACAGACUUUGUUAUACCGCUAAACAGGUCCCGAUAUUUCGACACAAAGUAGCAGAAAAGUAUAAACCCCAUGCGGGUGAAAUGGAGUCUUUGACAACUCAUAAGCAAGACUUUAUUCAACAUCGUUGUUCGCCGGUUACAACAUGUAAGCCACCCGAAAAAUCUCAUAUAUCAGAUGAGAAGUCGCAUUACACUACAACUAAUCGAGAAACGUUUAAAGCUUGGGAUGUGCGCAGGCCAAUGUAUAUGGAUCAAAUGGAGCAAUAUAAGAUACCAGAUAAGCCAAUGGAAUUUAAUACUGUUUCACGAUCGACCUAUGUUCAUCACGAGAACUUUGAGAAAAGAUCAGCUAAUAAGCCCCAACCAGUCGCUGUCAGUAAUGAUAAUCGACAACCAUUCCAAGGUUUGACAACCAGUAGAUCGGCUUAUCAACCUUGGGAAACUUCACGAUCUCAACCGAAUCGUGAACAACGUAUUUAUGCUCCACCUCAGGAUAAAUUCAAUGGUGAAUCAACUCAUCGUGCGUGCUUUCAGGGACAAUUUGUACCUCCAGCAGCAAGUAGUAAACCUAAGGAAACUUAUGUUAAAGCUGAAGGAGAUAUGUACUUGAUGAGCAGUUACCGCGAUAAUUAUAAAAAUAAUGAAAUACCUUAUUGUCCGGCUGUACCACUUCUUUCAAAUAGACUACCUAGUAAUCAGCCUAAUUUUAAGUACUCGCAUAAAAAUCAAGGUGGACAUAAAUUUUACAGGAUGACCAUAGAAAAUAAGGAUACAACGAUGACAGUUGAUAUUCCUAACCAGCCUUCCACUAUUACAGUCUCGGUACCUAGCUAA